CCGGGGGCGGACCCGAAAGUCCGGGGGCGUGGCCGGAAGCCGCCGUAGGCCCGGCCUCCUCCGCGGCGCGGCGCUGCGCAGUGAAGAUGGCGGCUUCCAGGUUGGUGUGUGCGGUCCUGCUCCUGGUUUGUUUCUCAGACUUGCUGCUGCUGCCUCCAUCUGGGGUUUGCGCGGCUGAGAGUCCAGCUGGGACGCCCGGCGAGGCGACCCCACCUCCGCGGAAGAAGAAGGACAUUCGCGACUACAAUGAUGCGGACAUGGCGCGUCUCCUGGAACAGUGGGAGAGAGAUGAUGACAUAGAAGAGGGAGAUCUUCCGGAGCACAAGAGACCCCCAGCACCUGUUGACUUCUCCAAGAUAGAUCCGGGCAAGCCUGAGAGCAUCCUGAAGAUGACGAAGAAAGGGAAGACGCUCAUGAUGUUCGUCACUGUAUCUGGGAACCCCACAGAGAAGGAGACAGAGGAAAUCACGAGCCUGUGGCAGGGCAGCCUGUUUAAUGCCAACUAUGACGUACAGAGGUUCAUCGUCGGCUCAGACCGGGCCAUCUUCAUGCUUCGGGAUGGGAGCUACGCCUGGGAGAUCAAGGACUUUUUGGUCAGUCAGGACAGGUGUGCUGAUGUCACUCUGGAGGGGCAGGUGUAUCCUGGCAAAGGAGGAGGAAGCAAAGAGAAAAAUAAAAUGAAGCAAGAGAAGGGCAAAAAGAAGAAAGAAGGGAAUUCAAGAUCACGGGCCUCAAAGGAAGAUAACCGAGCUGGAAGCCAGCGAGAAGACUUGUGACAGUGCUGCUGCUCCCCUUGGCAGAGGGACAAGGGACUCCCUUGCUGGUUUCAUGGGCGGGUGGGUGCUGCACACUUGGUGACAUUUUCUUGCCAGAAGAGUCUGCCACAUGACCAGUCUGGUCAAUGCAAAACUUACUGUUGUGAAGCUUCAAGGAUGGAGACUGUGGUUUUCUGAUUAAUAGCAGACACUGCCCGGUUCACAUUUAUUCCAGAGCCACCUAGCAUGGACGGUGACUGUGUUGCUUUUCCCAUUAGACCUGAUGAGUCAUUGAUCCCCAGUACUGCUGCCUCACCUUGCUGCUCUGCUCUGUUGGGUUGUAUCUGCUGCUGAUUUUCCACUAACCAAAAGACAGCAGUUUCUGAUCCAACAAGCUUUUCAAAUACUCGACUUCACUGAAUCACACUGUUGAGUGCAGCCAUUGCUUUCAUCACAGUGAAGGUAAAGUGCGCCACAGUGUCUGGAUGUGUCACCAGGGAGCUGGGCAUGUAGACCCAUCCAUGCAAGAAAUCUGGGUUCAGAAGCAGUGCCACUUGACCCUGGGUAUUUACUUCGGAUGUGCCUGCCUGUCCUCAGCUGGAGGGAACUCUUGCUGCCAUAUGGCUUCUUUACUGAGGACAGAGUGAGAUCGCUGUCAGUUGUGCAAGUGGGGACCAGCAGAGCCCUGAGCAGGCAUGGCAAGGACACGACGACCUCAUUUACAAUGUUCUAGACAUUUCUUUUGAUAAAGUGCCUAAGCUUGUGGUGUUUUUCUAUGAUACUAACUAGACAUGCUACUGUUCAUGUCUGAAUUUUUGCCAUUCAUAUAAUGGAGUCACUCUGAAUAAGAGGACAUUUAUAUGCAGAUGUCAUUUUUAGGAAUUUAAGUUCUUUGAAGAAAAACCUCAAUUAUGGUUCUAAGACAUUAAAAAUAACACAUGUAUGUGGUUAGAAAAUGUCACUGUUAAAGGAAGUGUGGUACAAAGCGGAAACUGGCCCUGCACUGCCCUGCCCUGCCACCAGUAUUUUGUCCCUUGUCGCAGUGGGCCCACGGCUCAUAAUAUGUUUCAGAAAAAAGAGAUCCUCACCAGCUUGCAGUGAUGUGCUUUUGACCGUGUGCAUCAGCCACCCAAACUUUGGUUGCUGUGCCACCGUUCCCCUCUCAGCCAGACACACAGUGCUCUGCAGGCUAAGGCCUGACCAGCCCAGGCCCAGACAUGAGACCCAGGCAGCCCUCCCUGGUACAUGUGCUCAAGUCCCCUCAGGAGCAAGUGUUUCUUGUUUCUCCUGCACUGUGAGCCUGGAAGAAUGAGAAGCUGGAGCAGCUGUGGCCACCCUGCUGUUUGAGGGUGGAGCUGACGCAGGCAGCAGGAGAAGCAGGUGUAGUACUGGCCCAGUGUCCUGCAGGGUCCAAAACAAGUCUUGUCUCUCAGUUUUUAGAGUAUUUUGCUAGGUUUUGUAGUCAUAACAAUCUAGGGUAGAGUCACUGCUGGUUAGUUGUUCUAAUGAAGCAGGAAGGAGCAGGGCCUCCCCACUGCCUUGCAGCGGUACCCACAUCAGCACACAUUUCUAUCCCUGCUUCCUGCCCCCAGGGUCUGAGUGCUGGGACAGACAGGUAUAAUCCUACUGUCCUAGAACUUUGGUCAGAUGCCCACAGCCAGAAGCAGGGGAGAAGUAAUGGGGCAGAAUCCCACUUGGGAGGCCGGAGAGCCCCACAGAGGCAUAGGAAUAGAGGAAUGAGCCAAGGAGAGCAGUCCGUGUAAAGGCCCAGUGGCUAGAAGCAGCAGAGGGAGGGAAUGUCGGCAGCCACUGAGAAGACAGGCUCAAGGAAGAGCUGGGUUCAAGAGGCAGGGGUGCACUGAAGAAUUGCUAGGAUUGGGGACCUCACCAUGUAAGGCAGAGUCAGGAGGGUCUCCGUAGUUGAGUCCAAGGAAACAGCAAGGUGAGGUCUGAGCUAUCCAUGGAAGGACACGGGUUUGCACUUUCAGGCUGCUAGGUUGCUGCAGUGAACUUUUUUUUUUUUUUUGAUGGUCUAUGCAGUUCAGGCUGGCCUUGAACUCACUACAGUCGUCCUGCCUCAGCCUCUUGAGUGCCGUGAAUGUUUUCUACACAUCAUUUCAGUGAACUUUUAUAUCUGGCAGGUUAUUCCUGGCAGUGGAACUGUUAAUAUAAAACCUGAGCAUUUUGGUGUUUAUUGCCACACUGUUCUCCUAGGUAGUCUUGUGAGUGUGGCCUGCCAGCAGUUGGCCUUCUGUCCUUGCCAGCCCUGGGCACCAUGCUUGCCAGUUCAGUGGGUCAGAAACCUGCAUCUUUGCCCCAGGCACUGGCAGAGCCCACAGGGUAACUGAGAUGCCAGGAGCCACUUGUGCCAGCCAAGUGUAGAUUUGGAGGUUUCAGUGCUUCCCGCCUCAGCCUUGUGCUGACACCCAAGGGAGUAGAUGCCCUGUCCCUCAAAGUGUGGACAACUGUGUAGACUCAGCAGAGCAAGACUCAGGUUUCUCAUGAGUUGGUCUUCAUGCUCUUAAUGUCUGGUGAUCAAGUAAAUUUGGAUGAUGUAAUCAGCUAUGAAACAUGACAACUUUACUAGAUACACAAGUCUUCCUUAUUCCUUCCUCCUCAGGCCCUUCACUGUGUGUCUUUUUGUGUUGAUGGGGAAUAAAUCCAAAGAGUGCCAAGUUA
Molecule: messenger RNA, 3434 nt
Organism: Chinchilla lanigera (long-tailed chinchilla)
Lineage: Eukaryota; Metazoa; Chordata; Mammalia; Rodentia; Chinchillidae
Gene: Mesd
Product: mesoderm development candidate 2
Exons: 3
Coding region: 87-776 (229 amino acids)
Biological process (GO): protein folding
Molecular function (GO): low-density lipoprotein particle receptor binding
Source: RefSeq, a predicted model, not a curated record